AUUAAUAUAAGUACUAAUUAUCUUAAAUUUACUGCAUAAAAAACCAGAAGCAUCUUUUUAUGUUAAAACCAGAGCAGUUUUCCUAUAAAUGAAUGUUUGAUAUCUGACACAAAGAACAGAGUGAUGGUGACAUUCUCCGUCGGUGGAUGCGACGACGGUGAAGGACCUAGCAACCCGAACCAGAAGCGCCGGAGGGUAGACGACGGAGAAGAAACAGCUUCUACAAGAGAAGAAGAAAAUCAACAACCCCAAGAAGGUUUCGAAAUGGAAAAUCCCCCAAUUGGAACCCUAGAAAACGACACAAACGAAAGAACAUCUGGAUCCAACGUAGAUCAAACUAAGGAAUUGGGUAAGAACGUAUCUGCCAUCAUUUCCGACCCUGACGUUCUCGAUUGCUUCAUUUGCUCUGAACCAUUGACAAUUCCUAUAUUCCAGUGUGAGAAUGGGCAUAUUGCUUGCUCUAAAUGUUGUGGGGAACUUAGGAACAAAUGUCCCAUGUGCUUAAUGCCCAUUGGGUACAAUCGUUGCCGUGCUGUGGAGAAGUUGUUGGAAUCGAUUAAAAUAUCAUGCCCGAAUGCAAAAUAUGGCUGCAAAGAUAUGUUUAGUUGCAAUUUGAAAACUAGCCACGAGAAGGAAUGUGUAUACAUACCAUGUAAGUGUCCACAUACAGGUUGCGACUUUCUUGCAUCAUCGAAAGAGUUAGCUCUCCACUUCAGCCAUAGACAUGUAGGCUUUGGAAUACAGUUUUCGUACGACAAAUUUAUAUCUGUCUCAUUAAAUACUCGCCAGAAAGAAAUUGUUCUUCUAGAUCAAAAUGAUGCAAGACUAUUUAUCGUUCACAAUAACCUUGUUGAUCUGGGAAAUAUGGUCCAUGUUAGUUGCCUUGGCCCGAAAUCGGUAAAAGAUAUUCAUUAUGAUGUGUUGGCUAGGUCUCAGGGGAGCACAUUAAUAUUGCAAUCUUUUAUGAAGACUAUUCAAGACAAUAAUGGCUGUGUACAACUAACUUUCUUUUGAUUCCUUCCGAUCAUUUUGGUUUUGGACAACUCAAAUUGAAUAUUCGUAUAAAGUCUCAACUAAACCAUACCUGAAGAUCGAAAGAGGCUAAAACUCUGUUGAUUGCUAUAUGUAUUUGCUUACUUUAGGAUUUUACCAAUGUCUCAAUGGAAGACACAACAGAAUUUGACAACUCUCAAGAAAGAUGCUGAUGUUUUGAGUAGGGAAAUGAAACAAAAAUGCUUUUGUUGCUGUAUUUGACUAUAGUUUCAACUUUCAAGGUUAUCAAGUAAAUAUGUAAUAUGUUAAAAUUCUAAUUUUUCUUUUGAGUUAUCUGUUGAAUAUUAGUUUAGUUUGUUUGGGUGCUUUUCCUGUUUAAAAUAAAGCAAUUGUUGCUUACAAUAUUUUGCAGCCAUAUUGCAAGGAGUUUCCUAGGAUCAAGUUGCAUGGAUUUGUUAUUA
This is a messenger RNA of Lathyrus oleraceus (garden pea), 1454 nucleotides long. RefSeq names its product E3 ubiquitin-protein ligase SINA-like 10. The coding region runs from base 124 to 1014 and encodes 296 amino acids. Lineage: Eukaryota; Viridiplantae; Streptophyta; Magnoliopsida; Fabales; Fabaceae. Gene Ontology annotation, molecular function: zinc ion binding. The transcript is spliced from 3 exons. The record is from RefSeq and is a predicted model, not a curated record.